Nelumbo nucifera (sacred lotus) is the source of this 1495-nucleotide messenger RNA. RefSeq lists its product as uncharacterized. Gene Ontology annotation, cellular component: chromosome, centromeric region; nucleus. The record is from RefSeq and is a predicted model, not a curated record. Gene Ontology annotation, biological process: meiotic sister chromatid segregation; maintenance of meiotic sister chromatid cohesion. Lineage: Eukaryota; Viridiplantae; Streptophyta; Magnoliopsida; Proteales; Nelumbonaceae.
CCUCCCCCAUUCUUCUAUUGGCCUUCUCCCUCUGAUGACUCUUUUCCCUCCCCCCAGUUCAAACCGUCUUCUUUUCGACGUCUCACAGUCACGGUCUUACAGCAGGUGAAGUGAAAUCGAAGCUGCCAUACCCACACACACACAGAAGGUUGGGGAUUUCUUGAUCCCUCCAUGGAGGGCUUUUUCGUUCUUGAUUCUGAAAACUGUGGACUUGCAGUUGCAGUCCUAUUCAUGCUUACCCAUGUAUGGGUUCUAGGGUUACAUAACUGAUUAUUAUACUCUAGAGUUAGGUAAUGUGAAAGGAGAGAAAAUGGUCAAGAAAACUUCUUUGGGAACCGUUGUAAGGAAGAGAUUCUCAGAUAUAACCAACUCACAACAUCGACCAAGUAUUCUAGUUCAAGAUGACAAGCCAUUACCCGUUUCAUUUUUGCCGAACGACUACAUCGAACAUCUGCGCAAGGAAAAUGCUAUGCUGACGCGGCUUCUAGCAGACAGAAACAAAAUCAUUGAACUGAGUGGGCAAGAGUUGCAGAAACUGCGGAUGAAUUUGCAGAAAUUACAAAAGCAGAAUUGGCAUCUUGCACAAUCAAACAGCCAGAUGUUAACGGAACUGAACUUGGGUAAAGACAGGCUAAAAGCAAUGCAGCAUGAACUUGGGUGUAAGGUAGCCCUGCUGAAAGCAAAGGAUUUAUUACUGGAGGAGAAAGAGAAAAAAGCAACAUGCCAAAACAGUAGCACCGAGGUUAAGGUUAAGUGUGAGGAAGCAGCAGAAGAGACCUUGAAAACUAAUGAUGAUAAGAAGGCUUGCAACCCUAGUAGGAGGCGCCAUUCAAGGAACCAUUUUGCAGAUCCUGCUGGGGCACAAGUAGCUACAAAAGAUAAGGCUGACAAUAAAAGACUUUGUUUGAGAAGGCAAUCUGCUAGGUUUAUACAACCUGAACCUACUGAAGAUUUGUUUGAGAUAGAAGAUGCCAAAUUUCAAAUCCAUCAAUUGCUUGAUGAACAAAUGGACGAAAAUAUUCAUACUUUAUUGGACUCGUCAACCACAAAAGAAGAGGCAGAAGCAAAGAGUUUUUCUAGGUUUGAAACUCAACAGUCACGAAGAUCAUCAGUUGGAAGACCCUUGCGUAGGGCAGCUGAGAAGGUUCAAUCUUACAAGGAAAGGCCUCUUAAUGUAAAAAUGCGGAGAUCUGAGUAAUUCGAAACUGACUUUCCAUGUAGUACAAGAGGGGUGGAACCAUUUGUGUUUCCUACAUGUUACUGUAUCACUAUGUCCUGUGAUCUAAUUGAUUUUAUAGAAGUAACAAUCCUUUUUUCUUGUGGAACUGUGAAAUUUAGCUAAUUCACAUUUGGUGUAUUCUUCUCUAUCAUCUGCGAGUGAUAGGCAUGAUAUGCCAGAGAGAUGAAAAUAUAUAAUUGAUUUUUUUUUUUUUCCUUCUACAGUUUUGCAAACAGGUAAAAACCUCUCAAUGCAGUUGUUCUUUUAUUUUGUCCC